Molecule: messenger RNA, 822 nt
Organism: Talaromyces stipitatus ATCC 10500
Lineage: Eukaryota; Fungi; Ascomycota; Eurotiomycetes; Eurotiales; Trichocomaceae
Product: DUF1168 domain protein
Exons: 1
Coding region: 205-822 (205 amino acids)
Biological process (GO): negative regulation of protein kinase activity
Cellular component (GO): nucleolus
Molecular function (GO): protein kinase inhibitor activity; double-stranded RNA binding; protein kinase binding
Source: RefSeq, a predicted model, not a curated record
CUUGCGCGACACAGCCACGAAAAACAUCGCCAUACAACCUAGCAUUACAAAUUGAACUCGUCAGUAAUAGCGGACAAAAGGGUUGGGAACUAUCGUCGCGACACCCGCAUACCAGAGGCGGACGUAGAAAAGUGUCCUCCCCGUUGCAAUUGACAACACUCAGAACAGUCGCGAACACCAGAUCAACCAUAUAUAAGACCGGAAAUGUCAGAACCCGGCAAAGAGUCGAUACCCACCAGCGCCGACCCAAGAAGCAAGCGGCCAACGAAGCGCCGGCAACUCACACCCGUCUCCGAACAAGCAAACCAAAUCAACGUCCUAUUCAAGGACCCCAUCAGAGAAGUGCAUUUACCACCAAUAUCCAAACCGCGAACGCUCGAUUCUCUUGCACCACCGCCAGAAAUCGUCGCAAAUGUUCAGGGUUCAUCCGCUGGUGCAGGCUCCGGCGAAUUCCACGUCUACAAAGCCAGUCGUCGACGGGAAUACGAGCGCAUACGCUUGAUGGAAGAAGAAUCCAAACGGGAGAAAUCAAACGAGGAAUUUGAGAAAAAGAGGGCCGAGACGAUACGGAAGGAUCAGGAGAAGACAGAGCGGAAUAGAAGGAAACGUGAGAAACGCAAAGCAGCGGCAGCGAAGACUAAGAAUGGGAACUCUUCAACUGCGAUGGAUGUAGAUGGUGAUGCUGAGAAAAAGCCAAAACAGGCGCUUUCUCGGCUUGGGCCUCUUCCUCCACGAGACAGGGAUCAGGACACGCAAGUGGAUGAUAAUAAUGAGGAACAGAGGUCUCACGAAGAACAAGGAGUUAUAAUUCAUGACGAUUGA